AUGCUGUCCAGCGUGUCGCCGUGCGGCAGCGUGGACGGCAACUCCGGUGGCAGCAGCUUCCCCCACCACCACCACCAUCACCACCACCACUCCUCGGAAGGCGGGAAGCUGCGCAAGUUCCCGUGCAACUUCUGCCCCUACACGAGCGACUACCGGGCCAAGCUGAACCGCCACAUGCGGCUGCACACAGGCGAGCGCCCGUUCCAGUGCGAGGUGUGCGGACGGGCCUUCACGCGCAAGGACCACCUGCAGAAGCACCUGCCGACCCACGACGGACGCUUCAAGGAGACAACGGCCACGGAGAACAGCUUCCUCGGCAGCCUGCUGACGAUCAGCACCCAGCACCCGUACCGCUGCAAGCUGUGCGGGCGCGGGUUCAUCCAGAAGCACCACUACGAGCGGCACGCCAAGACGCAUGACGAGAGCUUCGUGGACUACUAG
Molecule: messenger RNA, 441 nt
Organism: Ixodes scapularis (black-legged tick)
Lineage: Eukaryota; Metazoa; Arthropoda; Arachnida; Ixodida; Ixodidae
Product: zinc finger protein 775-like
Exons: 1
Coding region: 1-441 (146 amino acids)
Biological process (GO): regulation of transcription by RNA polymerase II
Cellular component (GO): nucleus
Molecular function (GO): RNA polymerase II cis-regulatory region sequence-specific DNA binding; DNA-binding transcription factor activity, RNA polymerase II-specific
Source: RefSeq, a predicted model, not a curated record